Molecule: messenger RNA, 963 nt
Organism: Pelodiscus sinensis (Chinese soft-shelled turtle)
Lineage: Eukaryota; Metazoa; Chordata; Testudines; Trionychidae
Source: RefSeq, a predicted model, not a curated record
AUGGAGAAAGCAGAAGGAAGAAAUCAAACGAUCAUCGUGGAAUUCAUCCUCUUAGGGUUUGGGGGCAGCCCUGAACUGCAGCCCCUCCUCUUCCUGGUGUUUCUAGUGAUCUACCUUAUGACGGUAGCCUGGAACCUUCUCAUCGUUGCCCUAGUUGUGACUGAUCAUCACCUUCACACGCCCAUGUACUAUUUCCUGGGCAACUUGGCCUGCUUGGAGAUCUGCUACACCUCGGCCAUCCUGCCCCGGCUGCUGGCCAGUCUGCUGACUGGGGACAGAGCCAUCUCUGUGAAGGGCUGCAUUGUGCAGUUAUAUUUCUUUUCGGUCAUGGCUGCAACCGAAGGCCAGCUGCUCCUGGCCAUGUCUUACGAUCGGUAUUUAGCCAUCUGCCAUCCCCUCCGUUACACUGCCCUGAUGAACGGCCGGGUGUGUUGCCUGAUAGUGGUCGGGUGCUGGAUAAAUAGCUUCCUGACUUGUUUCAUAGCAAAUGUUUUCCUGUUCCAAUUCACGUUCUGUGAUUCCAGUGAUAUUGACCAUUUCUUCUGUGAUUUCUCACCAAUGUUAAAGCUCUCCUGUAGCGACACCCAAGCUCUGCAACAGUUGACAUUUAUUUUCUCUGCCCUCGGGACGCUUAUGCCCUGUCUACUGACCCUGGCAUCCUACAUUCGUAUCAUCUCCACCAUCCUGAAAAUCCCUUCCAGCACCGGGAGGCAAAAGGCCUUUUCCACCUGCUCCUCCCACCUCAUUGUAAUUACAUUUUCCUAUGGUGCUGCGAUCGCUGUCUAUGUAGUUCCUACAGCCAACACUCCAAAGGUCCUACACAAACUAUUCUCUCUCUCUCACACGGUCCUGGCUCCCUUGAUCAACCCUGUUAUCUACAGCCUGAGAAACAAGGAAGUCAAUGAGGCCCUGAAGAAAACUCUUAAUAAAAUGGCUGCCUCCAGAAAGAACCAUAGUAGGUGA